Molecule: messenger RNA, 816 nt
Organism: Amphibalanus amphitrite
Lineage: Eukaryota; Metazoa; Arthropoda; Thecostraca; Balanomorpha; Balanidae
Product: testin-like
Exons: 7
Coding region: 1-816 (271 amino acids)
Molecular function (GO): zinc ion binding
Source: RefSeq, a predicted model, not a curated record
AUGCUGAGCACGCUGGGCAGCUGGCCUAGCGUGGCCGGGCCCGGCCGGACCAGCAGCGCCGCGCUGUACCAGCAGGGAGCGCCGGCCAGCGCCGCCGUCCUGACCCAGCGCUCGGCUGGCGGCAGCGGCCCGCCGCGACUCUGUCAUGAACUGGGACAGGGUGCGCCCUGCCUUCGGUGUGGACCCGCCUGUCCCGGCUUCGACCUGCACUACUGGAGGAAGGCCUGUCGCCACUGCAGCUGCAGCGCCGCGGAGCACGGCGUCCAUCAGGACGAGACGGCCGGAGCAGCUCAGGCCCGGCAGCUGCUGGACUCGGGACGACCGCCGCCGCACCCCUACACGGCCGUCAACAGUCGCGGCGGACGGUACGGCGGCGUGUCCUCGGAGCCGACCCAGCUGGAGUGGGUGCCGCCCGGCGUGGCUCCUGACCUGGCGGAGCGGUACCUGAGUUACCUGCCGCCCGGGCGGAUACCGGUACGGGGUACCAGCGGCGCCGUACUCCGUCAGCGCAGCCUACAGACCCAGCUGCCGCCGCAGGACCUCGACCUCAGCCGGUGGCACCUCCAGUCCGGCGGACCGGAGGCCCAGAGGAUGCAGUCCUACGUGCAAGAUGUCAGACAGAACGCCGUUGGCCAGGGCAUCGUCUGCGAGUUUCCUCCUAACGGGCCCUACCAGCGCGGCUUCAUGCCGAAUAACGCAUGGAGUCCGCCGUCGGCCGGGGCGGCCCAGUGGCGCGGCGGUCCGCCGGCCUCCGUCUGCCAGCCGCUCCUGCAGGGUGGCGAGCCCACCUACUUCGCCAGUAUGACGGCGGUAUAG